AUGGAAACGACGACAGGGACAGCAACAACCUUCUAUCACAGUAUCCCUCUGCAGCUAAUCUACUUUCACCAUAACAACUUCAAUGUCGUGCUAGCAAUAACCAUAUUCCUGCUGGGAAGCGUCAUCCUCGUUCUAAACACACUCCUCUGCUUCUAUUACUACAAGAAGAAUGCUAUAGUUUACGAGAAGCUUUUCUUCCUCCUUUCAGCUGUUGAUGCCACGACAGGAUUGGCUGCUCUGCUCCAAAGUGCCACCUUCAUAGGGAUUCUCACGGGCAGCGAAACGUUUGUCUCAGUGGUUCUCACUGUGACCUACGUCAUAUCUGCUGUAUCCUUCCACGUCAGUGUUUUCUACAACGUGCUGCUGGCAGUAUGCCGAACAGUCGUCCUCUCCUGUCCAUUCUUCAAAUUCAAACUGAGAAUCUUGUACUGUAUAUCAGCAUUCUACCCAGUCGUGAUGGUUAUGUUGGCAGUGUACGAAGUGAACAGUGUGUAUAUCAACUACCAUUCACUGAUUGAUAAGAUCAUGUUUCUAAUCAUAUCCCCGCUCUGUGGCUCUGAACUGAUUCACAACUACUACCCUGACUUUAAUGAUUUAGGAUACUAUCUGCUUCUUUUGGGCAUUCCAUUUGUGUUACCCUCCCUGAUCUGUCUAGUCUGCUGCAUCUGUGCUACAAUAUAUCUGAUGAGAGCAACAAAGAGAGAUUCCGCAAGGAAGAAAUACAGGAUGAAGUCAUCCAAAACUGGAGAAAAUCUGAGGAGACGCCGGAAGACAAACUCUAGAGCAACGGUGACAAUAUUGCAGCUCUCGACUGCGUUCUUCAUUUGUAACACUCUCUACUUCACGACGGAGUUCACACUGCAGGCAUGGAAUCCUGGACACAUUCCACAUGAGAUGUAUCUUGUGUAUGUUGCGGCUAACUUCCUGCCUUUCCUCAACUCCUUGAUUAACCCUGUAAUCCUCAUUAACAGGGGUACACAUUUGCAGAAGUAUAUUAAGAGACAUCUCGAAAUGUUUUCUAACAGUUUCUCUUUUUGA
Bolinopsis microptera is the source of this 1038-nucleotide messenger RNA. RefSeq lists its product as uncharacterized. Gene Ontology annotation, molecular function: G protein-coupled receptor activity; peptide binding. Bases 1 to 1038 code for a protein of 345 amino acids. NCBI's taxonomy places the organism in Eukaryota, Metazoa, Ctenophora, Tentaculata, Lobata, Bolinopsidae. The transcript has a single exon. The record is from RefSeq and is a predicted model, not a curated record. Gene Ontology annotation, biological process: cellular response to hormone stimulus; G protein-coupled receptor signaling pathway. Gene Ontology annotation, cellular component: plasma membrane.